Cavia porcellus (domestic guinea pig) is the source of this 2637-nucleotide messenger RNA. RefSeq names its product motile sperm domain containing 1 (gene Mospd1). The transcript has 6 exons. The coding region runs from base 499 to 1140 and encodes 213 amino acids. Gene Ontology annotation, cellular component: cytoplasm. NCBI's taxonomy places the organism in Eukaryota, Metazoa, Chordata, Mammalia, Rodentia, Caviidae. The record is from RefSeq and is a predicted model, not a curated record.
AGAGGACUGAGAAAGAAAGAAGUUUGCAUCAGUGAGAAGGAAGGAAGAAACCCUGACAGUCCAGGCCAGGUGGCAGCCCCAAAGCUCCACCCCGGCCCGACCCUGGCCCCACCUCCUCUCUCUCUUCCCACCCACACCCGGCCGCGACUCAUCCUCGGGGCGGGGAGAGGUGGCAUUUGAGUCCUCCUGUAUCCCAGCAGGCAGUGCAGCCUGGAGACGCUGACAAAGGAGCUGAGCAACAUUCGCAGCUGCUUUCCGAGGAGCUGGUGUUGCGGAGGUGAGAGUCCCCCAGCGUCCCGUCACCCCACUUCCUCCGACUUCGGCAGAACGUGGAAGUUACGUGGCCCAAAGCCUCCGCCGAAGGAACAACCCGUACCCAGAACGCGGGCUCGGCUAGAUUGCCAAAAUGCUUUGGAGUUUUUAACUGAAUCUAAGAAAAAUCCAAAAUAGAUUUGAGACUGUAAAAACAGAAGCUGCAGCAAGGGGGAUUCAGUGCCAAUGCAUCAACAAAAAAGACAACCAGAGUUAGUGGAAGGAAAUCUUCCUGUUUUUGUGUUUCCCACGGAGCUCAUAUUUUAUGCAGAUGAUCAGUCAACACAUAAGCAAGUGUUGACUCUGUACAAUCCCUAUGAGUUUGCCUUAAAGUUCAAAGUUUUGUGUACUACUCCAAAUAAGUAUGUUGUCGUUGAUGCUGCGGGUGCAGUAAAGCCUCAGUGUUGUGUGGAUAUUGUGAUUCGUCAUAGAGAUGUUCGAUCCUGUCACUAUGGUGUAAUAGACAAAUUCCGUCUCCAAGUUUCUGAGCAAAGCCAGAGGAAGGCUUUAGGAAGGAAAGAGGUUGUUGCUACUCUUCUCCCAUCUGCAAAAGAACAACAAAAGGAAGAAGAGGAAAAAAGAAUAAAGGAACAUUUAACGGAAAGUUUAUUUUUUGAGCAGUCAUUUCAACCAGAAAGCAAAGCUGUCUCCUCAGGACCUAGUUUAUUAACGGUCUUCCUGGGAGUGGUGUGCAUUGCAGCCCUGAUGCUGCCUACGCUGGGGGACAUGGAAUCGCUGGUGCCUCUCUACCUCCACUUAAGUGUGAAUCAAAAAUUAGUGGCUGCUUAUAUUUUAGGUCUUAUCACAAUGGCUAUACUAAGAACAUGAGCGAGGAUCUCAACUGACUUCUGAAGUAAAUUUAUCUUAAAUAUGAAUGUGGACUGCCUUUCUCUAGUUCACUCCAUUAACAUGCUACAAACUAUUGAAUGAUUUCAAAUUAUUGUAAAUGUAUAAUAUAUUUUAAAAUCCUCUAUAAUUGUAUUUGAAGCACUCUAGCACAUUAUGUUAUGGACAGCAAAGAUGCUUCUGAGUGACACUUAGGAAAUCAUUUGAUGAAAUUCUUUUUAUAUCUAUACAUAUGGUACAAAUGACUUUAAUUAAAACAUUCAUUAUUUUCUCAUCUUUUUUUAAAAUGCACUUAAAUUGAUGAGGAUCAUGGUUUCUUCAAAAUUAAAGGCCUCAAAGAGCAAAGUGUCCAGCCUGAAAAUCAAAUUACAUGUAUUUCUUAGCUGUGAACAUCAACAUGACUAUGUGAAUUAUACUUUGCCCUUUAUUGUCAUAAAGAGUUGCUAUGAUGUUUCUAAAAUAAGAGUUUUACAGUUAAUUUGUAGAGGGUUCAAAAAAGGGAUAAGGUACUAAGGGAUCAUGCUUAUCCUAGGCUCUCACAAAACAUAGGACAUACUUAAUUCAUUUUGUGAACUACAGAGUGCAUUGUGUUCCACACACCAAGCAUAGGAAAUAGGUUGACCUCUCUGUUUCAUCUAAGAGUUUGAAAGGAAGGCUGGCAUGUGGUUAGUUAGUUGUUUCAGCCUGGCUUUGCCUCUGAUUCAUGUUUUAUAUUAAUGGGGGAUCACUGUAUCUCUUCUUCCAGGACCCUUGCCUGCCUGACUGUAAAUGAGAGACCAGGUGGUUUGUGUAAGGAUGAUUUUUCCUUUAAAAUUCUCGUCAAGUGUAGAAAACCCUUGAUACCUGUGUCUAUUUUAUAUGUCACUGAGACAUUUUUAAGUUUUUAUUUAUUAAGACAACUUUACCAAAAAAUCCCCUAAGCACAACUAUUUACAUUUCAUAUCACCUCUUCUGAUCUCUAACAUAUAUAUAUGCAGUUUUAACUAUUAUUGUCAUAACAACUGAUCAUUUGUUUUAGAGUUUUUAUCUGAAAGCACAAUGCAUUGAGUCUCUUGAAAAUCAUCUUUUAGAUCUUUUUACAGAAUGAACUUAUGCACUGCUACUGUAGCAUUCUCAAGGAAUAUACUUAAAUACAAAUGUAUGCCUGAAGUUGGUUUCUUGCAGGAAACAGUACUCUGCUUCUAAAAGCUUUUGUGUCUAGUCUUUCAUAAAAAAAAAUCAUUGUUUAAUCAUGUGGGGAGCAUAAAUCAUUCAAUGGAUCAUGUCUAUACAUUGUAUAAUGACUGAAAAAGCACAUCAAUGUAACCUACUUUGAACUUUGUAAAACAAAAGCUUAUGUUUGGAAAGCUCGCGUUUCUCUGUUUCUCAAGUCCUGUGUGUUGUGCACGUGCAUGUGCAAGUGCACGCACAGGUGUGUGUGAUAACGCAUUGUAAAAAAAAAACAAAUUACUUUAAAAAUAAAAUGAAGUGGAAACCUGA